Messenger RNA from Aspergillus puulaauensis, 1545 nucleotides. Its product is annotated as cytochrome P450. The coding region runs from base 1 to 1545 and encodes 514 amino acids. Gene Ontology annotation, molecular function: heme binding; oxidoreductase activity, acting on paired donors, with incorporation or reduction of molecular oxygen; monooxygenase activity. The transcript has a single exon. The record is from RefSeq and is a predicted model, not a curated record. Lineage: Eukaryota; Fungi; Ascomycota; Eurotiomycetes; Eurotiales; Aspergillaceae.
AUGGAAAACACCAAGAUUGUUAUUCUGUUCACACUUGCUCUUCUCUACUACUGUGCCUCCAUACUGCGAAGACCCAAGCUGCCGCUCCCCCCCGGGCCUCCUCGUCUUCCGCUGAUUGGCAACCUUCACCAAUUGCGACAACUGCAAUCCGAGCCAUGGAAAACAUACCAAAAGUGGCAUAGAAAGUACGGGCCGAUCAUCACACUCAAGUAUGGCCAGCACACGUUCAUCAUGCUGGGAAACCACCAAGUGACAAAAGACAUUCUCGAGAAGAGAGGUGACAGAUACAGCUCAAGACCCAGGAUGGUUGUUGCUGAGCGGGUGACCAAGAACCUGCAAACAAGCGUUAUGCCUUACGGCCCUUUAUGGAAGACUCAUCGCCGUCUGCAGACUUCGCUCCUCAACAGCAGAACUUGCCAGCUCUACCACGAGAUCCAAGACGUCGAAAGCCACCAGCUCCUGCAUGAUAUGCUGUCUACCAACGAUUUCACAGACCGCUUCCGUCGGUUUUCGUCGAGUCUGAUUUAUACGCUUGCAUAUGGAAAGCGGAUGCCGAGAGGCGAUGAGCAUGAGGUCCAGGAGAUCGACCUUCUUAUCAAGAAUCUCAUGGAAGUCAGUAGGCUACGGCCUGUGGACAUUUUCCCGAUUCUAGAAUACCUUCCUCGACAGAUGUCCAAGUGGAAACAAAUAGCCGAUGACUUUCACCAUCGGGAGGUCAAACUGUUUACCCAAAACCUCAAGUCUGCUUUACAGAGAGGGCCCUGGAAUUGGGCCAAAAGCCUCGCCGGGGUGCAAGAAGCGCAGCAGUUGACCGAGAAGGAAUUAUCAUAUGUCAUUGGUUUCCUCUAUGAAGCAGGGAGUGACACCACAACCGCUGUCCUCGAGGUUUUUACGCUGGCGACACUCCUCCACCCCGAUGCGGUCCGGACAGCCCAGCUCGAGCUUGAUACAGUUGUUGGGCAGCAUCGACUCCCUUCGUUUGAUGACCUGUCCAAGCUACCCUUCACAAUGGCAUUUGUGAAAGAAGUGCUCCGGUGGCGACCGAUAGUCACCGCAGGAGUUCCUCGUCUGGCCGAGCAAGAGGAUGAAUACAUGGGAUACCGCAUUCCGAAAGGCGCCGUUCUUAUUGCAAAUCACUGGUCGAUCGAUCAUGAUGCUGACGUGUUUGAAAAUGCCGAGUCAUUUCGUCCGCAGCGCUGGCUCGAUCAUACCAAUCUGCCACCCAGCAGCGGCUUUGGGGUUGGGCGGAGGGUUUGUGUAGGCAAGCACCUUACUACGAACUCCCUUAACAUCGUUAUUGCUAGGCUGCUGUGGGCAUACGACAUCAUGCCCGAGAAAAACGGUAAUGAGGCUGGGUUGAUGGAUCCGUUUAAGAUGAAGCAGAUUGGCCUGGUGGCAAGGCCAAUGCCUUUUCGCGCGUGCUUUCAAGUCCGGUCACCUAGCCGAGGGUUGGCGAUACGAGAUAUAGGAGCGAGGUCUCAGGAAGGAACUGAUGAGAUCUUGAAUCGUAUCCAGGCCAGCGUCGCUGGUACUAAAGCUGUUUAG